Trachemys scripta elegans is the source of this 1834-nucleotide messenger RNA. RefSeq names its product homeobox D1 (gene HOXD1). Gene Ontology annotation, biological process: regulation of transcription by RNA polymerase II. The record is from RefSeq and is a predicted model, not a curated record. Gene Ontology annotation, molecular function: DNA-binding transcription factor activity, RNA polymerase II-specific; RNA polymerase II cis-regulatory region sequence-specific DNA binding. Gene Ontology annotation, cellular component: nucleus. Bases 68 to 979 code for a protein of 303 amino acids. The transcript has 2 exons. Lineage: Eukaryota; Metazoa; Chordata; Testudines; Emydidae.
GCAUCCGCGGGCAGCAGCGGGCUCCUGCCCCGCGCCCCCGGCCGCUGGCCCAGAGCCGCGCCAGGACAUGAACUCCUACCUGGAGUACCUGUCUCGCGGCGAUGCCCUGCGCGCCCCGCCUAGCUUCUGCCCUGCAGACCCCAGCGCCGUCGCCCUGCAGCCCUCGUGCCCCCUGGGCGGGGAGAGCGCGUACCUGGGCAGCCGGCUAGUGCCAGGCGCGGGGACUGCGCCCGGCCCGCCCCAGCGCACAGCGCAGCAGCCGCGGCCAACCACGGCUUCUCGCUUUGCUGCCUGCGCUCUGGCGGGGGCUUACGACUCCGGUCCACCUGCUGCUGACUUCAACGUCCUACCCCCAAGCUCAGGCUACGCCCUGCCCUACGGAGCCAGUGCCCAGCUGGAGGACGCUGGCGGGGGCCACCUGCGCUAUGCAACUUCCAUCUUCUCCGGCAGCGGAUCGCCGCUCCCGGUGGGUUACAGCGCCUUGGCCGAGCAAAGCCACUUCCACCCCUGCCUCAAAGAACCGCCUGGCGUCCAGCCCGGGGGCUUCCAGAGCGUCUCCCCCUCCCCGGGGACCUACCCCAAGCCCACCUCUCCGGCCUCAGGGGGCGCGCUCGGCACCUUCGAGUGGAUGAAAGUGAAAAGAAAUGCGCCCAAGAAAAGCAAACUCUCCGCCUAUGGGGUGCAUAGCCCCCCCAGCACCGUGCGGACCCAUUUCAGCACCAAGCAGCUCACAGAACUUGAAAAGGAGUUUCAUUUCAAUAAGUACCUCACCCGGGCCCGCCGCGUAGAGAUCGCGCACUCGCUCCGCCUUAAUGACACUCAAGUGAAAAUCUGGUUCCAAAACAGAAGAAUGAAACAAAAGAAACGGGAAAGAGAAGGGCUGCUGAUCCCUUCACCUGCCGGAUCCCCCUCCGCGCAAAGCCCCGCCAAGUCAGGCAGGAAUUCUGUACCCUCCUCUCCUGCCAAAGACUUCUGCUGAUCGCUGCAGUGCCAGCUGUUGUGACAGCUACUUGCGAGGAAAGGAAGGCUGAGUUUCAGACAUUUUAAAGAAUGCAUAAAGCAUCGCAACAGUGUUAAUCCUGCACAACCCGAGCCAAAAAAUAAUCAUUUCACUAAGGCUAUCACUGCCAAUGAAAUAUUUGGGCUGUGUCUACCUAAGGAAUUAUGUAGCUGAUUUUUUUUUAUGCCGGACUGUAACAAUAUAAAAGUGCUCGUUAUUGCAACUUGUUUACAUUUUAUUUAUGGGUAUAUCAGGGAAAGCUGUCAGUCAAAACACUCUGCUAAUUUCCUCAUUGACCUUAUGAAUUUUUUGGUAAAGUAGCCGGCACACGCAGUGCCUGUAUCAGUUUUAAAGGUCAAACAAGACCACGCAGAGUCCUCCAGCUUAGUAAUAUAUAUGCAACGAAAAUAAGUUAAGGGAGUAUUAUUGCUAUUAGUAAGAGAGCCAAAGAAAAUGCAAACUGGCUGGUUCAGUUGAGUUUCUGCACUGACAGAGAAGUUUAACAUUUGCACUACAAGGUAUUUUAAAUUGCUCCUACUUUUCAAUGUGCCUGAAUGGGCGGGGGAAACAAUCCUCAUUCAUAUAGUUCCAGUACUAUAAGGACUAACUGACCUGUUAAAUGUCAAAACUCCGAAUUAUUAACGCUGUGUCCGGAUUUGUAUUGUAUUUAUAUUUUGUGAACAACAGGCUUUGUCUUGAAUAAUUCUGAAUUUAAUUAAGUGCUAGAGCAUGGUUGUUGGUUUUUAUUGAAAAAUAAAAUACAAAAUCACUCAGAGCUGAAAAGUAGUGAAAAUUAAUACAUAGCUACAGAACGGGUUUGAGUGAAAUGGAUGU